AUGGUACAUACCACCGAAGGCAGAUCGAACACGAAGCCUGCUGAGCAUGUUGAAGGAAUGCUCUUCCUUCAUGGGGGCAGCUAUGUGGUCUAUGCCCCGAAGGAUGCAGUGUAUCGCUCGCUCGCCUCACGACUGGCUUCACGUUGCGGUCUCUGCGUGCUGUCCAUAGACUAUCGACUCGCUCCUGAGCACAAGUUCCCAGCAGCUUACGAGGAUGCAUGUGCGGCCAUAAAGUGGAUAUCUCGGAACGGACCACCGAAUCGUGAAGGCAACGACACAAAGAAGUCAGCAAGGGACAUCUUUGUUUGCGGAGACAGUGCUGGGGGCGGACUGGCCUUAGCGGCCUGCAUGUCUCAACGUGCAGAUCUUCGCAACAGUCUUCGAGGGGUCAUCGGGUUAUCUGCAUGGGCCGAUUUGACAGCCUCAACAGCAAGCUAUGAAACGCGACAGUGGUGCGCAGAUACAUGUUGGGGUGAUGCUGUUAAUGCCGGCGUUGAUCGCAAGAGUGGCAGGGCAGAGGCAGAGGGCUACCUGGGACGUGGAGGCGUUGAGCGCUGUGGCCGCGACUGGCGUGCCAGCCCUUUCUUUGCAUCGCCAGCACGCCUCCGUUCCCUGCCACCAGUCCUGUUGCAGGUGGGUGAUUUCGAACUGAUCUUGGAUGAGUCUGUCCUUCUUCAGCGGCGGCUGCGAAAGAUCGGUCAUCUGGACGCCCAAGUAUCUGUGUACCCUCGAAUGUGGCAUUGUUGGCACCAGUAUGAAGAGGGCAGCGGUUUGGGACAGAAGUUGUUUCAAGCUCGCAAGGCCCUACGUGACCUCGCAAGCUGGGUUCAGGCUCAUAAGGGCCGACAUGAUGUGGCAGAAAUGAGGGUGCAGGGUGACAAGAGCUGA
Molecule: messenger RNA, 888 nt
Organism: Symbiodinium pilosum
Lineage: Eukaryota; Dinophyceae; Suessiales; Symbiodiniaceae
Source: the annotation of a GenBank genome assembly